This is a messenger RNA of Pogona vitticeps (central bearded dragon), 4953 nucleotides long. The record is from RefSeq and is a predicted model, not a curated record. NCBI's taxonomy places the organism in Eukaryota, Metazoa, Chordata, Lepidosauria, Squamata, Agamidae.
AACCCACGAGCCAGUUUCCGGUGUCGCGUGGUUUCCGGCUCGGAUCGGAACCCGGAGCCCGGAUUCGAUCCGGGGGCGAGCAUUCCAAAAAAGCAGAUUUGAGAAAUGGCAGAAGGUGGCAAUGAAGAGACUGUGUUCAUAUGGUGUGAAGAUUGUAAUCAGUAUCAUGAUUCAGAAUGCCCAGAACUGGGCCCAGUGGUGACAGUCAAAGACUCCUUUGUGUUAAGUAGAGCAAGAUCAUCUCUCCCCUCCAACCUGGAGAUCAAGCAACUCGAAGAUGGAACUGAAGGCGUUUUUGCCAUAACUCAACUGGUCAAGCGUACCCAGUUUGGCCCCUUCGAAUCUAAGAGGGUUGCCAAACUGCAAAAGGAAUCAUCGUUUCCAUUGAAGGUUUUUCAGAAGGAUGGCCCACCAGUCCAUUUUGAUACCUCAAAUGAAGAUGAUUGUAACUGGAUGAUGAUGGUGAGACCAGCCAUCCAGUAUGAGCACCAGAACCUGACUGCCUUCCAGCAUGAUAAUGACAUUUACUUCACUACUUCCCGGGACAUCCCACCGGGCACUGAGUUAAGAGUCUGGUAUGCAGCUUUCUACGCCAAAAAAAUGGAAAAGCCAGUUCUCAAGCAAGUUACUAGCAUUGCCAAUGAUGUGUGUUUAGUUGUGAUGGAAAGUGACCAAGAGAGUAAGAAAACUACUGGCUCAGUUUCUGUCAGAAAAAUCAAGAAUUCACGGUUUGCUAAAGCUACUUCUUCAGUGAGCACUCUAGAAAGUACCGCCCCCUCUGAAGCAACAUCCAGCCAGUGGACGUGUAAAGUGUGCUCAAUAGCUUUCCAAGAACCUCAGCUGCUGACGGAACAUUUGCUGAGUCACUUGGAGGAAGCCAAAGGUGCUCCCCAAAGUAAUCAGAAUGAUGCCAUUCCAGAGAAGGGGGUGGAGGUGCCCCCUGCAGAUCAGCCCACAACCUGUGAAAGCGCAAAUACCUCUGCAGAUGUGAAAAGAAAAUCCCGAAGGGGCAGAAGGCCAAAAGUGUCUACAACCGAAACUCCUCUUGUGGUUGUAGAUGACAAAGAUUCUUCUGUGGAAGAAGUUGCCGAAAUUAUAACAGAAAUCCCACCUGAUGAUGUAACCCUUCCUUCUGCUGCAGAAGACAGGAUUAUGGAGUUGGUUUUAGGGAAGCUACCCAGUACUACAAACAAUGUGAAUCCUGUAACAAAGUUUUCACAUCAUCAAAGCUCUGUGUCCCUCAAGAGAAGCUUGAUCCUCUCCAACAGACAUGGGAUACGACGCAAGCUGAUCAAACAGCUUGGGGAGCACAAGCGGGUGUAUCAGUGCAACAUAUGCAAUAAGAUGUUCCAGAAUAGCAGCAAUCUCAGCAGGCACAUCCGCUCUCAUGGUGACAAAUUAUUCAAAUGUGAGGAAUGUGCCAAGCUAUUCAGUCGAAAAGAGAGUUUGAAGCAGCACGUUUCGUACAAACACAGCAGGAAUGAGGUUGAUAAUGAAUACAGGUAUAGGUGUGCAACAUGUGAAAAGGCUUUUCGAAUAGAGAGUGCAUUAGAAUUCCACAACUGUAGAACAGAUGACAAGACAUUUCAGUGUGAGAUGUGUUUCAGAUUCUUUUCUACGAACAGCAACCUCUCAAAACACAAAAAGAAACAUGGAGACAAGAAAUUUGCUUGCGAGAUCUGCAAUAAGUUGUUUUACCGGAAGGAUGUCAUGUUGGAUCACCAGAGGCGGCAUCUGGAAGGAGUGAGACGUGUAAAAAGAGAGGACUUUGAACACACUGCAGAGAACAUCGUCCGAUACAAGAAAGAGCCUUCUGGGUGUCCUGUGUGUGGAAAGAUAUUUUCAUGUAGGAGCAAUAUGAACAAGCAUCUCUUGACCCAUGGGGAUAAGAAAUAUACCUGUGAGAUUUGUGGCCGUAAAUUCUUCAGAGUGGAUGUGCUUAGAGAUCAUAUUCAUGUUCAUUUUAAGGACAUAGCAAUCAUGGAUGACCACCAGAGGGAAGAGUUCAUUGGCAAAAUUGGAAUUUCUUCGGAGGAGAAUGACGAAAACUCCGAUGGAAGUGUGGAUUCUGAGCCUCACAAGUAUAGCUGCAAAAGGUGCCAGUUGACGUUUGGGCGAGGAAAAGAGUACCUGAAACAUAUCAUGGAAGUUCACAAGGAGAAAGGCUAUGGCUGUAGCAUCUGCAACAGGCGCUUUGCCUUGAAGGCCACAUACCAUGCGCACAUGGUUAUCCAUCGGGAGAACCUGCCUGACCCCAACGUGCAGAAAUAUAUCCAUCCAUGUGAAAUCUGUGGAAGGAUAUUUAACAGCAUAGGAAAUCUAGAACGACAUAAACUUAUUCAUACAGGAGUGAAAAGUCAUGCCUGUGAACAGUGUGGCAAAUCAUUUGCAAGAAAAGACAUGUUAAAAGAACAUAUGAGAGUCCAUGACAAUAUCCGAGAAUAUCUGUGUGCAGAAUGUGGUAAAGGCAUGAAAACAAAGCAUGCGUUGCGUCAUCACAUGAAGCUUCAUAAAGGAAUAAAGGAGUAUGAGUGCAUGGAAUGCCAUCGGAAGUUUGCCCAGAAAGUCAACAUGCUUAAGCAUUACAAAAGGCACACAGGAAUCAAAGAUUUCAUGUGUGAGCUCUGCGGGAAGACCUUUAGUGAGAGGAACACAAUGGAGACCCAUAAACUUAUUCAUACAGUAGGGAAACAGUGGACGUGCUCAGUGUGUGAUAAAAAGUAUGUGACGGAUUACAUGCUGCAGAAGCACAUUCAGCUGACUCAUGAUAAAGUAGAAGCCCAGAGUUGUCAGCUCUGUGGAACAAAGGUUUCUACCAGGGCUUCGAUGAGUCGUCAUAUGAGACGAAAACACCCAGAGGUGCUUUCAGUUAGGAUUGAUGACUUGGAGCAGCUCUCCGAGACCACCACUGUUGAUGCUUCUUCUAUAGGAAUUGUGCAGCCAGACCUAGCCCUGGAGCAGGGAGAGCUACCAGAAGGUAAGCAUGUGAAGUCUCAUAAGCGAGGCCAUAAACGGAAGCAUAAGUCUGGUGAAGAGGAGGAAACCCAAGUGCCUGAGGAGUCUGCCUUCAGUGAAUAUGCAGAAAAAGAUGUGGAGUUCACAGGGAAUGUGGGAGAUGAGACCAAUUCAGCUGUGCAAAGCAUUCAGCAGGUGGUGGUGACCCUUGGGGACCCCAGUGUCACAGCCCCUUCCAGUUCUGUUGGUCUAACCAAUAUUAGUGUUACUCCCAUCACAACGUCAGCUGGAACGCAGUUUACAAAUCUGCAGCCUGUGGCUGUUGGCCACCUCGCCACUCCUGAACGCCAGUUACAGCUAGACAAUUCCAUUCUCACAGUGACGUUUGAUGCAGUCACAGGUUCCGCCAUGUUACACGGGAACCGCCAAAACGAUAUCCAAAUACAGCCGCAGCCUGAGCCAACAAACCCGCAGUCAGUCGCCCAUUUUAUCAACCUGACAACUCUGGUGAACUCCAUUGCUCCAUUAGGGAGCCAGAUAACAGAACAGCAUCCCUUAACCUGGAGGGCAGUGCCUCAAAGUGAUGUGCUCCAGACUCAGGCCCAGCCAGCCCAACAACAAACAGGGCAACAACAGGUUCAGACUGAACAGCAGCAACAACAACAGCAACAACAACAAAUGUACAGUUACUAACUGAUACUUGAAAGAAAACACCAAACUGUGAAUGGGCUUAUGGGAGCCUGUGGGACACACAAAACUGAAUCAAUUGCUGGAAACCAAAAUGGAGAUGGAAGAAAGUGCUCAUACAAUGAAAUAUAUGCUGAUAUUGGCCCAGCAGCUUCACAUACAAAUACCUUGAGAAUCUUACAUGCUCCGAACACUACCCUCAAAAAAAGUAUAAGUUUGUACAAAGUACAUCACCUUGUAAUGGUUGACUGAGGGUAGUAAUGCACCAGGUUUCAGGAAAAUUAGGAUAAGGAAUUGGGGGAGAGCAAACAGUAAAUACAACUGCUGCAAAUUCAAAAACAGAGCAGGUAUGUUUUUAAGUGUCAUGGUCACACUCAUUUAGAACACAUUAUCCCAGCACUGCAGUGUAACAGGUAUAAUUGGACAAAACGGAAAUGUUUUGCUUUUGCUUUCUUAGACCAGUCCUGUAUCUAAUGGGGGAAAAGAAAUGGGUGGCAGUAGGAUGGGGAUAGUCUGUAAUGUGAAAUGUACCUCAUUUCAUGAAUUGUUCCACUUUUGUCGAUGGGGAAUCCAGUCUGCCCAUGAGAUGACUUGGAAGUAUAACCUGAAAUAGCCAGUUUGAUGUUAGAAUGGCAUUCAUGAUCUUCUGUUGAGUAGGAUUCAAAUUUGAAUCUAGCUUGCUGUGAAAUGAACCCCUAAUGUGAUAAUAUAAGUAAUCACAGAACUGUUGACUAAGAGAACUGAAGAACGGUCCUUCCCAUUGAAAACAAAUCUGCCAGCUGGCUAUCAAUUCACGAAGCAGUCUUCUUCUAUCAUGUCAUAAAUAUUGGGGUGGGGGAGGGAAAGUGUCAUUUUUCCAUACCUACCCUUUGUAAUUCACUCUGUGUUCUUGGUGGAUAUUGCAGAUUAAGGGGCAUUUUCUAAAAUGGCUACAUGUAUCUUUCAUCAUUUUAUUUGUAGUAACUAAUUUGUGGAUUCUACUUGGGAAAAGGAAACAUGAAAUGCAAAGUACUGUAGCAUACUCCCUGGGUGUAAUAGGGUAAUACCAGUUGCAGAUUAUGUUGGCCACAAGGAGGCAGCCUAAACCAAUGCUAAUGAAAAUCGCUUGAGCACAAAAGGUAGCAAGUAAUGGAAGUUAGGUUUUCUGUCCAAGCUAAAGAGGAUGUUACUGCCCCCCUGUACAUUGCAUCCGCCACAUCUUGUGUUAAGUUCCAGUUCAAUCUAUAUCAUCUGUGAAACAGCUAAGGUUGUACCCUGGAAAAUAGAAGAAAGUAUCCCAGCAGUUGACAAAUAAAAAUGGUCAGCCAUUUC